AUGGUGUCGCACUACCGACAAGAGCUCAUUCGCCGGCGCAACUAUGCGCUCAAGCUGCCGUUCACGGGCCUCGACGAUGAAGAGCCUCUGGACCUCUUUGGCGAGAGUUACUCGGAAGAGCGGCUCAUGGACCCAUUCAACUUGAGCUUCCGCAACCUCGACGUCGAGGAGUGCUUUUGCCGCAUGUGGUACCUCAUCGACCCGCACCCGUACGAGAACCCGAACCGCGGUGACAUCCACGAGAACGUCUACAUGACGAUCCGGUUCGCCGUCCUCGGCGUCUUCCUCUCGCAAGUCGUGCUCGGCAUCCAGGACAUCAAGCUCCUCUUCAUGAAGGACUUCAAGUUUGAGUACGGCAUGGCGGCGAUCAUCCGCUUUGCGAUCGUCGUGCCGCUGUACCUGGCCAGCUUUUACUUUAUGUACAUCCUCGGCCGCAAGUACUUUGAAAUGUACCUGCGCAAGUCGGCGGCGGAAGCCGAGACGUUUGAGUUUGCGAUCGACAUCAACGAGAACGAGGCGCCGACGUCGGACGACAGCUUUAAGGGCUUCAAGUACGCGUCGACGCGCAUGAAGAAGAAGCCGACGACGCUCACCAAGAACAAGAGCAUCAAGGAGAAGAUCGAGGGCCAGAAGGAGCGCUGGGUCGACACAAAGGGCGGCUACGUGCGUACGGCGCAGAUCUUCCUCACGAUCAUCAUCUCGCUGCACGUGAUCUUGAUGAUGAUCCUCCUGCUCCAGGUACAUACUUAUUUUCGACUCGCAUUCUUCAUCUACACGCACUCGAGCAAGCAGAAGAACGCGGCCAAGCCCAACGUCUACUUCAUGGGCUUCCUCAACGCGCUCCUCUCGGUGCACCGGUCGGGCUUCAAGAUCCGGUUCGUCUACUCGUCGCGCGUCUCGUGGGCGAUGGUGAUCCUCUUCAUCUUCUUCGCUUCGCACAACUUGCAUUUCGACCCGUGGGAGUAUCUCUGGGCCGAGUACUCGUGCUACCUCGUCGCGAUCCAGUUCCUCGGCAUGAUGAUCUCGCACGAGGAAGAGUCGCUGCGUCGGUCCUUUUUCGUCCUCAAGUCGAUGCGCAUGCUCGAGUUUGAAAAGUGGUUUGCCGGCGUCCUCCGCAUCCAAAAGGGCGUCCGCAAGUUCCUCGCGCGCCACCGCGAGCGCCAGAUCGCCAAGGGCGAGGUGCCGACGACCAAGGCCGUCUCCAAGCCGCCGGCACCCAAGGUGGCCCACGCCCAAAGCUUCCUCGCGAUGGCCUCCAAGAUGGGCGUCCAGGCCCAAGCGAUCCAGAUCGCUGUCGUCCUCUUCGACGUCAUUUGGUCGGCCGCCAACCCGUAG
Messenger RNA from Saprolegnia parasitica CBS 223.65, 1335 nucleotides. RefSeq lists its product as hypothetical. The record is from RefSeq and is a predicted model, not a curated record. Lineage: Eukaryota; Oomycota; Saprolegniomycetes; Saprolegniales; Saprolegniaceae. The coding region runs from base 1 to 1335 and encodes 444 amino acids. The transcript has 2 exons.